Messenger RNA from Neurospora tetraspora, 2478 nucleotides. RefSeq lists its product as uncharacterized. The record is from RefSeq and is a predicted model, not a curated record. Bases 1 to 2478 code for a protein of 825 amino acids. NCBI's taxonomy places the organism in Eukaryota, Fungi, Ascomycota, Sordariomycetes, Sordariales, Sordariaceae. The transcript has a single exon.
AUGCAGGGGAUCUGGUCGACAGUAGCCCAAUUCCGGGGCUGUCGCUGCCACUCCUGUCUGCCCGCUCCGAAUAGCUUCAACAACUUUCAAGCUGUGCGUCAGGCCCAGUCCAACGCCCGAUCCGCCGCCCGCCAGCGAAACAGGAAAGCCCUCGGCAGCAAUGUAGCCACCGCCUGCUACACGGCUCUCGCAGCCACCGCCGUCGUCGUCGACACCGAGAACAAGGAACGGCGCCGCCGCGAGCUCAACCGCAAGAUCCAUGAAGCAAAGAAGAACCUGGCCACCCUCAUGGUCGACGAUGCCGCCGACGGAGACCUCCUUCGCCUUGUCGGCUCAGCACCUGCCGCCCGCCGACCCGAACCCUUCCGCACCCGCAGCCAGCCAACGAUCGAUGUGCUCGAGUCUAUAUGCGAUUACCAUGUCGAUUCAGUCAGGAGCCUGGCGUCCAGCGCUACCGAGAAGAGAGCCGCUGUUUUGAAGCUGCGCGACUCCCUUGGCAUGUCAUGGAGGGACCCGCGCAAGGACUUUUGUAUGGGAAGAGAAGGUCUCGUCAACUGUGACAAAAUCAUUGCGUCUGAAGAAGUUGCGGCAGAGACCUUGGACCAGGACCGGGAACCUCGAAACGAGAAGCAGAUGGAGAAGCAAAUCGACAUGGUCACCGACCUUGUGGACGACCUCAUGGAAGCCGCCUACAAGGCGUCAGAGAUGCAGGGCAUCAAGUCAUACCUUCCCAAGGACCAUCCCGAGUCGGCCUGGAGUAUAACACGGAUGCUGAAGAAGGACGGCUAUCCCAGGUUCCACCACGCCCAUUAUGAUCCAACCAUGACAAUCCAGGCGCGCCGGCGCUUCAACCAAGUUACGUGCAACAUCUUGGCCGACUGGAAGGGACCUCGAAGCCGGGACAAGUAUGUGGCCAAGAUCUGCCAUAACCUUCUCAUCAACACCGUACCGCCGGGAAUUCACAACUACAACAUGCUCAUAGCAGGCUUUACUCAGAUCGGCGAGCAUGUUUUGGCUGGCGCCGUGGUGGACAAUUUCCUACAUAAGAGCCGUCUCCGGCCCACCCAGGGCACGAUACUCUGUCUGAUACACCACUACCGCUGCAAGAGAGAUGCCGAGGGUUUCCACAUGCUUCUCCGACGCCUCAUCGGUCGCGACCCUCGAGGCCUCAAUAUGCGCAGCAAGUCCAUCUCGGAUGUAUACCAAGACCGUGGGCUCAUGCGCUGGGCGCUUGAGUCGGAUGUCGCCCUAGCCAACGGUCGUACAGUCGUCGAGCGUGCUAAUUUGGAGCAGCCCGUUUUGGAAGCCAUCAUCGAGGCCCUCAUCGACUUCAGGAGAAUCGGACAUGCCGCAAAGGUGUUUGUUGCCUGCCUCGACCAGAGGUGGACCGUUAACGCUGAACUCUUCGAUCAACUAUUGCAUGCCAUUUGCAACACUGUCGACGACCUGGCCACUCGUGUGCUUGUCGAUGGACUGCUGUCGCACGUGGGCGCCAUAACGACCAUGAUCCUCUCGCGAAGCUUCUUGUCACUCAAGACUGUAAGGAAACUACGGACCGUUCUCCAGAUCCGGUACGCGAGGUCAACAGAGUCCCUCUACGACAACUCUGCCGUUACAGACUCAACGUCACCAGCCUACCUUUUGCCUAAGGGCAACGACCGUCUCGAGCGCAUUGCGACCUCUAUCUGGUUCAGAGAAGCGGUGCAAACCAUCUUCCAGCUCAGGUUAACUCUACCCAAGGUGGAGCAUCUUCUGCUAGCGCAACCAGACGAGCAUCUCGAACACCGGUUAGACCGCGCCAUCACCAGCCUGAACCUCAUCAGCCCCACAAACCCGCGCGCAGUCGAGCGCGAGGAGCGCGCCAAGGCACUCCAACGCCUAGCCAAGCUAGACUGGCUCACCGAGCAAGUAGAAGCCACCGAGAAAGCCAUCAAGGCCACGACCGAGGAGAUCCUGAACAUCCUCGCCGUUACCGUUCCGCGCGACGUACGACCCCUGACUUUGUGGCGGCAGCACUGGGACGUCGAGGUGCCCCUGGAGAAGCGCCUCAAGUACGAUCGGGAGAUGCGCACACCCAACACUGGCCUCAAUGCGGUCGCCGCGUGCUUUGCUCGGAAAGAGGAGCUGGAUGACCAGCUGGCGGAUAUCCUCAUGGAAGCGUUGCCGGCGCAGACGGCGGCUGAGAUUCGUCACGGUGCGAGGGAGACGGCUACGGUGCCGCAUUUGAUGGCUUUGACCAAGGAACACCUGAGGAGUUAUCAGAAGAAGCCGGUCGCUGCUGUUACUGCCAAGCCGAGGUUGGUGCAAGAGCAAGAGCAGGACAUAGAGCAGCAGCAGAGAGAGGCGAGCUCUGCCUUUACGGCUAAUGAUAACCUAGCAGCAGCCGAGAUGACUAGGAGGAAACUGGGCUUUGGUUGGAGGUCAGGAGGUCUCUCGUCGUAUUUACCCCUGAGAAGGGUUGCAUCUGUUCAAAGAUAG